Molecule: messenger RNA, 2064 nt
Organism: Chelmon rostratus (copperband butterflyfish)
Lineage: Eukaryota; Metazoa; Chordata; Actinopteri; Chaetodontiformes; Chaetodontidae
Product: polyunsaturated fatty acid lipoxygenase ALOX15B-like
Exons: 15
Coding region: 1-2064 (687 amino acids)
Biological process (GO): lipid oxidation; linoleic acid metabolic process
Molecular function (GO): iron ion binding; protein binding; oxidoreductase activity, acting on single donors with incorporation of molecular oxygen, incorporation of two atoms of oxygen
Source: RefSeq, a predicted model, not a curated record
AUGUUGGGAUUCUACCCGAUCCGGAUGGGACCGAGCCCUCUGUUCGUGAACCGGUGUUUGAUCCCAUACGAGCCUGCAGUUGCCAUGGUGAUGUACCGCGUUGUGGUGUAUCAGGAACGUUUGUUCCUCUCUGGCAACGCCCACCAAACCGUCGUCCAGCUGGUAGGCAGCAGAGGGACCAGCGAGCGCAUCCCAUUGGCCGAGAGAUCUGCGGAAUACAUGGUUCAUUGUCCUACCAGUCUUGGAGCUCUGCUAUUGGUCCAUUUAGAAGCCCCGCCCACCACAGCCAGCGUCUGGUUUUGUUCGAAGGUUGUCGUGACAACACCGGAGGGCGGAGUCUCACUGUUCCCCUGCUACCGAUUCAUCAGCCACUCCACCUCCCUGGCUCUGAGGGAUUCGAUUGCAAAGUUUGUUUUCAACGACGUCCAACCAAUCGAACUGGAUCAGAGGAUUAACGAGCUGACGUACCGCCGUCAAACAUUUCGGUGGAGUUGCUAUGACGAUGGUCUCCCGGAGACGAUGAAGGCUGACAGCAUCAUGUCACUUCCUGCUGAGGUUCGAUUCUCUGCAUCCAAGGCGACCGACAUGAUUGUGACUGUCAGCAAAGUGCUGGUGGAGUUGUGUCUGCAGAGCUUCAUGUUCUCUCAGCAGCGUUGGUCCAGUUUUCAUCAGAUCCAUCAGCUCUGCCAGCAGACCAGGACCCCGACCUGCAGAUUGGUGGAACGUCUCUGGAGGGAGGACUGGUUCUUCGGAUAUCAGUUCCUGAACGGAGCCAACCCGACUCUGAUUCGCCGCUGCACAGAAAUUCCGCCCAACAUGGCCGUUACCGAGGAGACUGUGAGGGUGUCGCUGGGAGGCGGAGUCAGCCUCAGUCAGGAAGUUGAGAGAGGAAACGUGUUUGUGGUGGAUUAUCGGCUGCUGGAUGGUCUCACAGCGAACACCGUGAACAGGAAGCAGAACUACCUGACAGCUCCAAUCGUCCUGCUGCACCUGAACUCCAACAACCAGCUGCUGCCUGUCGCCAUCCAGCUGAAGCAGUCUCCAGGUGAGACCAACCCAGUCUUCGGCCCUCAGGAUCUGGAAGCUGAUUGGCUGACGGCUAAAACUUUUGUGCGCUCUGCAGAUUUUGCCGACCACGAGCUGCGAUCUCACUUCCUGCGCACACAUGUGAUGUCAGAGCUUGUUGCCGUGGCAACAUUUCGCAACUUUCCCAUGGUGCACCCCCUCUACAAGCUCUUGGUGCCUCAUUUCCGUUUCACUCUGGAGAUCGACACUUUGGCUCGUCAGCUGCUGCUCGCUGAUGGAGGAUCACUGAAAGAGUAUACAGCCGUGGGUGGAGCCGCCACUCUGGAGUUCCUGAGGCGGGCGUCGGCCUCGCUCACCUUUUGUGACCUUUGUUUACCCGAUGACAUCACUGGGCGUGGCCUGGACUCCAUUCCUGGUUAUUAUUACCGUGACGACGGCCUGCGGCUAUGGGACAUCAUCCACAGGUAUGUAGGAGGCGUGGUCGGCUACUAUUACAACAGCGACGAUGAUGUCAUCAGAGACUCGGAGCUGCAGAGCUGGAUCAAUGAGAUCAUUGUGUUUGGUCGCCUAGGAGAUGAGAAGAAAGGUUUCCCAAGAUCCUUCACUUCAGCAUCGGAGCUGAGCUACUUCGUUACCAUGGUGAUCUUCAACGCGUCGGCGCAGCACGCUGCCGUAAACGACGCUCAGCUGGAUUUUUUCGGCUGGAUGCCGAACGCUCCCGUUGGCCUGCAGCGUCCUCCCCCGGCCUGCAGGGGGCGCUGCAGCGAGCGUAGCCUGCUGGACAGUUUUCCUGACGUGAACUCCACCGUGCACGGCCUCGCCACCAUCUACCUGCUGAGCAAGAAACCUGCAGACUUCGUUCCUCUCGGUGGCUCGAUGGAGCAGCACUUCACAGAGGCCGUUCCCGUGGAGAUGAUCGCUCGUUUCCGUAGCGACCUAAAACGUCUCAGCUGUGACAUCAGAGCGAGGAACGUCGAUCUGAAGCUGCCGUACACUUACCUGGACCCCGCCACUGUGGAGGACAGCGUGACGCGCUGA